CUUGCCGCGCCAUUGUGUAACGCUUUGUUUCGCUGCUAAAUUUCCUUCUCUGCAGACAAUUGCGGAGUCUUCAUUCUAGGGAAUGGUUGAACUUGUUUCUCAACCAUGGUUAGAAAACAGGAAGCACAGAGAUGAUCGCUAAGACCAUUGAGAAGGGGAGAAAAAUGUAAAUCAGAAAAUUGGAGUGCUUGAUUGGUUGGUAUGCGAAUAGUUAUUGUGGUAGCGUUGCGUUUUGGUCGUCCUCGCAACCUCAGCUGUUCUUGGAGGGAAAAUAACGUAUUGGAUUCUAUAAAGGCUGUCAAAUGAUAGUUUAUAAAAAGCGUAGAAGAAAAGUUGACCCGGUCAAGCAAAUCUUGGCUCGAAUCGACGAAAAACAGAGCAAGACAGGGUUAUCAUUAUACUCAACAACUGAUGUCCAUGAACCAGCAAAGGAAGAUGUUUUACCUAUGGUAAAUCCCUCAAGUGAGCCUACCUCAGUGUUAAGCAAGAACUCUUCAUUUUUCCCUGACCUGUCAGCUGCCCGUCAGAAGGCUCACAGAAGAUUAAAUGCAGGGUUACAACAUGCUGUGGAUGACAGUGAUCAGAAGGCAGCACUGUACAUGCAGGCCAAGGCAGACAGACAAUUAAACUUGACAUUUCCUCCUGCUAAGUCACGGGGAACAACAGCUGCUGAGAAUCAAGACAGACUGGGUUAUGCAUUCAGUGGCUGGUCUGAUAGUCCUUCAGCAGGGGUGGAAAAUCUUCGUUACAAUUCUCGCACCAGUUUGAAUCCCUUUGGAUACAACAGAAGAACUUUGGCAUUUCAACCAACUUCACUAAAUUAUGUUGUGGAAUGGCCUGAAACUUGGCCCUUGAAGAUCAUGAGUCUAGGUAAAGGAACUGGGCCAGCACACAGACGGAAAACAAAACCCAAGCCUAAAGUUCAUCGCAGAGUGCACUUUGAAACGUCUCCAGUCCCUUCCAAUUCAAGAACGAUUUCAAACAGAGUGUCCACUCAAACUCUAGAUGAUCCCGUACCAGAUCAGACUAAACAGGCUUUACCCGACAUACAGAAUCCUUCAACAAGUGUAGCAGUGGGAUCAGCUCUGCAAGGGCCUCAUGUUGCAGAAUGUCCUACCCAUAACAAUAAUGCUGAGGUUUUAUCUCAAGGAAGUUACCCUGACAGAACCAUGCUUGGUGUGGGAGAAGGACUUAAUUCAGAUAUAUCAAGAGUGUACUCUGAUGCGAGCUCGAUAUCUGAAAGUGCCUUUGCCAGUAUAUUGGAGGGCAAGGCUACCGAAGAACCACAUGAGACAGAGAAGCAGCAAACUGACAGUAUACCCUCGUGUAGCCCAACCCCCAUCAAAACAGCGGGUGAAAUGGUAGAUGAUGAACCAGAGAGUGUUGUGGAUUCAUUAGGGGUUGAAGAUAAGAUGGAAAACGAACAGUCACAAGAUCAAGUGAUGGACAUCGUGACGGAGAUAGCUGCAGAAACACCUGCAGAGGAUUACAUGCAGAACAUUUGACAGUUGCGGCUACGCGACCUGAGAGAGGCAUGCUUGGAAUAUAUUCGCUGGCCAGAGACAAAGCAGGCACCUUGUGUGAGAAGUGAGAGCUCCAUUGACAGUGUUUAAUACUGAAUGUUUUUUAAUUUAUUCUAUGUUUUCAGGUAGUCUCUUGCAGAGAACGAACUUACGUCCUGAGUAACAUUCGAAGAAAAACAGAACAUUUAAUUUUAGGGGGGGUAAGGUUCUAAAGAAACUGUAGAGCUGCGUCUGGGAGAGGUAUUACAAAAUGAUUUGGUUAAAUCAAAUGAGCUGAAAAUGUAAACUGGCCACCGUAAAGAGUUUAAAAGCUGACGUUUCGAGCGGUGGCCCUUUGUCUGUCGCUCUGACGAAGGGCUAACGCUCGAAAUUUCAGCCUUUAAACUCUUUUCGGUGGCCAAUUUACGUUUUCAACUCUGAUGUUAACUCUAAAUGACCUGUUAUCUUGUGAUACAUUUUAUUUGUCAGCUUGUUCGUAUAACUUUGCCCCUUGCAUAGCAAUUUGAAAACGACAGAAGGCUUUCGGCUUUUGCUGAUCGAAACUUGAAGAUUUUCUUUCCCAAAACAAUAUCAUUUUUAUAUUAUAUUUUAUAAAUUCCUCAAGAGUGCUAUAAAAGAUAUAAGUGUGUUUCAGUAUAAGCUUUACAUAAAAGAGUGUUUUUAUAUAAGAUUAUAUACAUACAUAAAGAAGAGUAUAUUCGGCUUUAUUUUACUUUUUUUUCCUAAAGAAAAAUACGUAUGUACGUUUCAUCGGAGAUGGGUGCGGCUAAUAGUGAUUAAAAUGCCACUGCAUGUUUCCGAUAAUGGCAACGGCAACCGGUGAAAAUCUUGACCUUACUCGUUCUUCCUUUCAAGCUUUUAACCAGCUUCGUAUAGAAAAGAGAAAAAUGAGUACUGAUGCAAGAAUGUUCACUCAAGUGUGUUAAUGGCUAAAGGCAGGCGGCAAGAACUUCAAUUUUUUUGCCGAUUGACAUUCUCCGUUAAUGUCCUUUUUAACCAGUUUAUUACGAUCAAUGGCUACGGCAAGUGUAAACGAUAGAAUUCAGUACUGAUUUUGCCUUCUUUUAAAAUUACAGAAAAGUUUAAAAUUUUAUCUCAUUCACAAUACAAGGUUCUAUGUUUCUGACACAACAAAAGCAAAUAUUUGAACUUAUUUCACAAACUGUUGAAAGGCACACCGCAAAAGUUUAAGUUUUGCCGCUUGCCGUUCGCUAAAACGUGAUUAAAUAUUUUUAUUGUUGUUAUCUUUUUUCUUCUACUUUAUCCAUGGCAUGGCAUGCAGCAGUACAAGGUAUUAAUAAGUGAUUAUUCCAUGUUUCUUUCUUGGGUUGCGUAGCGUAUGGGUAGCGUUGCCCUGGUUGUGAUAGCGAGGGAACAAAAGGGCGCUAGGGGACGCUUUUAUAGUUAUUGUGUAAAGUGUGUAUUUGGGGAAAAGCGACUAAGGUGAAACGCUUAUUGACUGAGUUGGGUUAGGCUGAGUGGACUGACUGGUUUUUUUGGCCCUCAGUCACGACGUGCGGACCCAGGGUCGUCAAAAAGAUUUUGAUUAACUGGACUGUGAUUCUAGGAGGCGGUACCAGGGGUAAUCGUUGACAUGCCUCCAUGCCGAAAAUUGAGCCACACACAUUCGGAAUAACUAGCGCGUUUUUCAGUGUAGAUGGUGAAACGCGCCGAUUGCUGUCUUAUUUUGAAAACCCUGUGGACCCUAAGAUCUCGUGCGGCUCCACCAAACUCAGUCAUAAAGUACUUAAUGUUAACAAUUACCAAAUGCCAUGAUUUUGGUUAAAAAUUUGCGUUCAAAACGCACAAACUUAAGAUUUUACAGAUUUAGGCCUUCUUAAGAGUUUGAGAUUAUUGCUUUAUUGAAUAGAGAUUUAUUAUAUAUUUGUACAAAACGUAUUUCUUCAAAAUUUAUGAAAUUCGGACACAUUUCAACUGUUGGUCUGUUUAUAG
Pocillopora verrucosa is the source of this 3476-nucleotide messenger RNA. RefSeq lists its product as uncharacterized. The record is from RefSeq and is a predicted model, not a curated record. NCBI's taxonomy places the organism in Eukaryota, Metazoa, Cnidaria, Anthozoa, Scleractinia, Pocilloporidae.